Molecule: messenger RNA, 2787 nt
Organism: Saccharomycopsis crataegensis
Lineage: Eukaryota; Fungi; Ascomycota; Saccharomycetes; Ascoideales; Saccharomycopsidaceae
Product: Sfl1 protein
Exons: 1
Coding region: 1-2787 (928 amino acids)
Biological process (GO): regulation of DNA-templated transcription
Molecular function (GO): DNA-binding transcription factor activity; sequence-specific DNA binding
Source: RefSeq, a predicted model, not a curated record
AUGCCUCUUGUCGCAGAUAGUUGCUCCAGAGAUGAUGAUACCGUUAUGGUUGACUCAAGGACUAAUGGCCCUUCCGAUGACUCACUACCCAAGAUAUCCCCGGAGACCAAUACAUCAAAUACUGAAUACAACGAGGAACAACACAAAUUAGACAAAUCUAAAAAGCCAAACAGAUCUAUAGUGCCCAUUGUUAAUAUUAAUAGUACUAAUACUACAACAUCCUCUUCCUCAACAGCUGCUACACCAAUAGCAACAACAACAACGGCACCGUCAUCUUCAUCUUCAUCCAAAGGAAAUCAUACAAUAUUCAUUCAUAAAUUGUACAACAUGUUGGAAGACUCCAAAAUACUGCAUUUAAUUUGGUGGUCAGACACCCAAGAUUCCUUUUUCUUGAUUCCAGGUGAAGAGUUUUGCAAAGUGUUAUUAUUAUAUUUUAAACACUCCAACGUUGCGAGCUUUGUUCGUCAGUUGAACAUGUACGGGUUCCAUAAAGUCAAUGACAACACUAACAAUGAUAAACAAAAAUUAAAGAAUAACUCUGGAAACGACAAUAUAGUUCCUACAGCCAAAUGGGAGUUUGCUCACAGCUCAGAGAAUUUCAGAAAAGGGGAUUUGGAUGGUCUUAAAAAUAUUAAAAGAAGGUCCUCAAAAAAUCCAAACUCCUCAUCGUCUUUAAGAGAUAGAAAUCAUAUUAGUGAAGAUAAUCUAAAGUUACUUGGUGAUCGAAAAAAAAUCAACGAAUCUGACGAGUUUGUGUAUUCCAAUGACCGGAAAAGUAGUAUGAACAGUAUGAAUAGUACAGGUGAAAAUGCCAAGCUAAGCAUGCAUAGCCAUCAUCCAGUCUUAAGUUUCAAUGCAAAUAAUUCACGAUAUGAUGAAGUUCCUCUGUUGAAUAUGAAAGUUUCAGAACUUUCUUAUAAUUUAGCAACUAUAAGGCAUGAGCAUGCCAGAUUACAGAUGCAAUAUGAUUCUGCCAUGGAAGAUUUAAAGAAAACAAACAAUGACAUGGUUCAUUUAUUGGAAAUCGUUCAGAAAAUGGUCAAUUGUCCAAAAGAUGAGAUUUCAGACUCUCGUUCAACUGCUUCUUCAUCAGAUGGAAUCAAAGCUCGCAACCGUGGACAAUAUACGGGAUUCAAUUUGGAAUCAGAGUUGGCAUCAUUUAAAGCGUCGAUCAUGGAGAGAAACCAGGCAAAAGAUUUUACGGAUAGUCAUCUAUCUCUGCAACAACAUUUUCCUCCUCAUAGCUCCCAUUCUUUUCAGCAAACAAGAUAUGGCUCUCACGACUUCGGUUCAAAACCCUAUAAAUCCCAAACUGGACCGGUAGAUCAAGAUUAUCAUGAAAAUCGUUUGACAACCGAGAAUCCUGGUACCCAUACAGCAACCAGAUCUGAGCUGCCAUUUUCUGGAGACUCAAAUAAUCAUAAUCAGGCAUAUCCUUUUCGAUACAUAGUAUCACACCCUCAUAGUCAGUCUCCAACACCGUAUUAUGGCCCUAUCAAUGUUCCGAAUAAUAUUGGUGCCACAGCGUCAAUAUCAAACCAUCAAGUUCUUUCGACCUCAUCGUCUUCGACCUCGUUAUCGGCUAAUACUAAUAAUAUCACUUCUACGACGCCUUCAAAUGCUCCUACUUCCAAACACCCUGGACAGAAUGGCGUUUUCCUUCAUGAGGUUGUGUUUUCGCCUCAUUCUAGUACGCAAGCCAAGCAACGUAAUAUGAGUAUAUUACAUGAUCCCUUAGUUCCUGAACCUCACAACCGUUUUAUGGUAUCAGGAAUGAACUCUCCAAUUUCUGAAUCGCGUGCUGCCAGCGGAAUUUUUUCUCCGGAUAAUUCUCAGCGACAUUCAAGACAAAAUGGAUAUUUUUCAAGCAUUUCCAGUACAAGAACUUCUGAAAGCGCAGUGUCAUAUCCACACCCCUCUAAUGGUUAUUUUACCAAUAGUGGUAGUCAUACUAUGCAUUAUAAUCCAAAUAGUCCAGGUAACGUACACUCUCGCUCUCAUUCUCUUCAUCAGAAUGGACACCACCAUCCCCUUCGUCGUGAUGAAGAUUCUGGAGACAUCGGCUCUUCCACACAUGAUGCUUCUUCCACUGCACACGGCCCUGCUGGUCCCAACCCGCCCUACAACCUGUUGAAACGCCACUCUUCUAAUGAUGUGCUUUUCGAUCGAUCAAGGAUAUCAAGCGGUGACAGUACAAAUUCUCAGCUGACUCUUACUUUUAUUAAUGCCCCAAGAUCUGUUCCAGAUUUAUUCAAUCCUAUUCCUGGAAGUGGGAAAUCUACUAGCAGGAUUAGUUUCUCCGAUAGGCCUACCUUGACCAGUCCUGUCCCUACUUCUGCAAAUUCUAAGCGAGGGUUCCCCUCACCGAAGGAAAUGUCUACAAGCUUGUCUGUCGGGGGUCGAACAUCAGCAGUUUCAUCUAGUACCCACAUCCCACGCAUCACCUCCAAUGAUAACCAGAAGUUUACUGUCUAUAAUCCCCUUCCUUCAAUUUCUCUUAAUAUUCCCCCCAAAGUGAACAGUCCGGCUUCAUCUACUAUGCAGUAUCCUCCUUCUUCUUCAUCCGAUGUUUAUUCAUUACUUAAUCGUGAGGAACCUGAAAAAGAGACUAGCCACCAAUCUCAGCCUCAUAUUUCUGUUCCAAAUCGUGAAGCACAAGUGGAAUCUGACGCUAAGUCUAACGAAAAAGUUGAUGGAUUUGAUGGAUCUGAUCACGAUGACCAUCGAGAGGCUAAAAGAAUGAAGCUUGCUUCUACUGAUUCGCCCUCUAAGAAAAUGAAGUUGUGA